Molecule: messenger RNA, 199 nt
Organism: Dentiscutata erythropus
Lineage: Eukaryota; Fungi; Glomeromycota; Glomeromycetes; Diversisporales; Gigasporaceae
Source: the annotation of a GenBank genome assembly
AUGGCCUAUAAUGGUCUUCAUUACGACAUAUUAUCAAAUUAUAGUAAUACAUACUUUCUCAAGCGAGAAGAAGCAAGUUCACCAUAUCUGUAUGUUACUCACGUCAUUCAACCUGAUGAUACCAAUCUGAUUUUACGCGAAUGCGUUUACUAUAUAAGUCAACUUGCUAUUAAUGAUAAUGCCGAUAUAUGUUUACCUC